Messenger RNA from Hydra vulgaris (swiftwater hydra), 492 nucleotides. The record is from RefSeq and is a predicted model, not a curated record. NCBI's taxonomy places the organism in Eukaryota, Metazoa, Cnidaria, Hydrozoa, Anthoathecata, Hydridae.
UUAAACAAAUAUCUGAUGAACGUGUACAAGGCAUUUCCAGAAAUGUUUGCUGCUAUUGGAAAAAGCAAGUCUGGCUAUAUAAACAAUGAGCUUUUAUAAGAAUAUAAAUAUCAAAAACUCAUUUAGAAAAUUUGGCAUCUAUCCCUUAAACACAGAACCCCCAGAUUACUGCAAACCACUAAAAAAGGUUGAGCAUUCAAGCGAGGUGUUUUUGCUUGAAGGUGAAAGAUGGAAAGGUGAAACGAAACAUCAAGUAGAUCCCAUUCAGAAAGUAAAUGCUAGGACUCAAACCUUAUCUGAUAAAUAUUGCACUAAUCUUAUAGAAUCACUGGGAGCAGGCACAACUUUAAAGUUAUGUUCAUUUGGAUGCGAUGACUUGGUCAUUGAGUGUUCUCGUUUAGAAUCAUUGCGUUUUAUCACUAGAGAAAAAUGAUUAAUCAUUUACAAAAAAGAAAUGCAGAUAUCAACGAGCCCUGUAGAUGAAAGAAGCCA